AAAAAAAUCCCUCCCCGGCGGCGGCGGCGGCGGCGGCAGCGGCAGCGGCCGGGCUGAGGUGCUGAGGCGGCAGCAGCGCGGGGCCGCCUGCUUCGUCCGCCGCCGCCUCGGCGCCCGCCGGCCGGCCGGCCAUGGCAGGAGCCGGAGGCGGCGGCUGCCCCGCGAGCGGCAACGACUUGCAGUGGUGCUUCUCGCAGGUGAAGGGGGCCAUCGACGAGGACGUGGCGGAAGCUGACAUCAUCUCAACUGUUGAAUUUAAUUACUCCGGAGAUCUUCUUGCAACAGGAGACAAGGGUGGCAGAGUUGUUAUUUUUCAGCGGGAACAAGAGAAUAAAAGCCGUCCUCAUUCUAGGGGAGAAUAUAAUGUUUACAGUACCUUUCAAAGUCAUGAACCAGAGUUUGACUAUUUGAAAAGUCUAGAAAUUGAGGAAAAGAUUAAUAAAAUUAGGUGGCUACCACAACAGAAUGCUGCUCAUUUUCUACUCUCUACGAAUGAUAAAACUAUUAAGUUAUGGAAAAUAAGUGAACGGGAUAAAAGAGCAGAAGGCUAUAACCUGAAAGACGAAGACGGACGACCUCGAGACCCGUUUAGGAUCACAGCGCUGCGGGUCCCAAUAUUGAAGCCCAUGGACCUCAUGGUAGAAGCAAGCCCACGACGAAUUUUUGCAAACGCUCACACAUACCAUAUCAAUUCUAUUUCUGUAAACAGUGAUCAUGAAACGUAUCUUUCUGCAGAUGACCUGAGGAUUAACCUGUGGCACUUAGCGGUCACAGACAGAAGCUUCAACAUUGUGGAUAUCAAGCCCGCGAACAUGGAGGAGCUGACGGAGGUAAUCACCGCAGCCGAGUUCCACCCGCACCAGUGCAACGUGCUUGUGUACAGCAGCAGCAAGGGCACCAUCCGCCUGUGCGACAUGCGCUCCUCCGCCCUGUGCGACCGGCACUCGAAGUUUUUUGAAGAACCUGAAGAUCCCAGCAGUCGGUCUUUCUUCUCAGAAAUUAUCUCCUCCAUCUCCGACGUGAAGUUCAGUCACAGCGGUCGGUACAUGAUGACCCGGGACUACCUGUCAGUGAAGGUCUGGGACCUCAACAUGGAGAGCCGGCCCGUCGAGAGCCACCAGGUCCACGAGUACCUUCGGAGCAAGCUCUGCUCUCUGUACGAAAACGACUGCAUCUUCGACAAGUUCGAGUGCUGCUGGAACGGCACGGACAGUGCGAUCAUGACGGGGUCCUACAACAACUUCUUCAGAAUGUUUGACAGAAACACACGGAGGGACGUGACGCUGGAAGCUUCCAGAGAGAACAGCAAGCCUCGUGCCAGUCUGAAGCCGCGGAGAGUAUGUCCAGGUGGGAAGCGGAAGAAGGACGAGAUCAGCGUGGACAGUCUGGACUUCAACAAGAAGAUUCUACACACGGCUUGGCACCCUGCCGACAACAUCAUCGCUGUGGCGGCCACCAACAACCUGUACAUAUUUCAGGACAAGGUCAACUAGGCAGCGCGAGGCGGCGUCUCGUCUUGCAUGGACGACUAAGCCGGCCGCUCCUGUCGGGGGAGGGGUGCCCUCCCUGUCCGGGAGCGCAGGGGCGCGCCGUUCCCGCCCGGACAGGAGCCCACACGCACACGGCCGGGGGACCACGGGAGUCGCUGCACGUGCGACGUGCCUGCUCGGGGCAGACUGAUGGACAGAGCUCAGUAAAGGCCAUUACUCACAAUAAAUGUAUUUAUUUAAACCUGAGCCGUCCUUUCCCGUUUAUAGACCAAAAAAUGAACACCCAGCGGGACACUUGAUCCCUGUCUCUCGUCCCUCUGCUGGCUGACUGGGCUCUCAGGGGCAACUGUGCCGACCUCCCGGGGCCACCGCCAAGCAGGCUCGGGCAGCCGGA
Messenger RNA from Pteronotus mesoamericanus, 1884 nucleotides. RefSeq names its product protein phosphatase 2 regulatory subunit Bdelta (gene PPP2R2D). The coding region runs from base 132 to 1493 and encodes 453 amino acids. Lineage: Eukaryota; Metazoa; Chordata; Mammalia; Chiroptera; Mormoopidae. Gene Ontology annotation, cellular component: protein phosphatase type 2A complex; cytosol. The record is from RefSeq and is a predicted model, not a curated record. The transcript is spliced from 10 exons. Gene Ontology annotation, molecular function: protein binding; protein phosphatase regulator activity.